AUGAAACAGGAAUCGUGGGACGAUUUACAUUUGGCAAAUGAAAAAUCUAUUACUAAAAUCUUGGAGCCUGGAGAGUAAGUGUUAUUUUCAAGUCUACUCUAUAAAUUCAAUGAAGUCAAUAAACGCCAAGAGAGAACAUUACUGAUUACAAGCCAUAACCUAUACAAUCUAUCGAAAUUGACAGUGAAAAGAAAAAUACCUAUCAAAAGAGUUUAUGGAAUAACCAUAGGUCUGAUUGGUACAGAAUUCGUGGUGCACGUGCCUGAAGAAUACGACUAUAGAUAUUCAAGUUCAGAACGAAGAGAUCAAGCAGUAUUAAGCAUAAUCAAGGCCUAUUGUUUAUAACACAGAGGCACUGCAUUGCCAGUCUUCUACAAGGAUGAACUUACUCUCACUGCAUAUACGACAACUAAAGUGGACAAAAAAAAAGGUGUCAAUAGAUUACCAACCACUGGUUCGGAAUUAAUGAAUGAAGAGUAAUUCAGAAAGAGGAUAGAUUCAUAAACAGAAGAACGAUUGUAAACUCGAGCAAAGACUUCGACACUCUUCGCGAGAUAGAAGGGUGAGGUAGUAACAAUUGAUGACUUUGACCUAAUAAAAGUCUUGGGAAGAGGAGCCUAUGGAAAAGUGAUGCUGGUCGAGAAGAAAAGUGACAAAUAAUAUUAUGCUAUGAAAUCAAUUAGAAAAGAAGACAUUGCUGAUCCAGAAUAAUUAGAACACACCAAAACAGAAAGAUUAGUGUUGGAGCAUGUAAAUCAUCCAUUCCUUGUAAAUUUGCAUUGGGCAUUUUAAACACCUGAAAAGUUGUUUUUUGUUACUCAAUUCAUGAAGGGAGGAGAACUAUUUUAACAUCUGAAACAUGUCAAAAGAUUUGAUGAAAGCAGAACAAGAUUUUAUGUUUCAGAAAUUAUAUUAGCAUUAGAACAUUUGCAUUAGAAAAAUAUCAUCUACAGAGAUCUAAAACCAGAGAAUGUUUUAUUGGAUGAAGUAGGUCACAUUUGUUUAACAGACUUUGGAAUGGCCAAAAUGCUCAAAAAAAAUGAACUCGCCAAAUCAUUCUGUGGAACUCCUGAAUAUCUAGCUCCUGAAAUACUUCUAGAAACUGGACAUUCUCAAUCUGCAGAUUGGUGGGCAUUGGGCAUACUAACAUAUGAGAUGCUCUAUGCAUUACCUCCAUUUUACAAUAAAAAUCAAGAUUUGAUGUUUAAAUAAAUCCAAACCAAAGAAAUUACAUUCCCAACUACACCACAACUCUCCAACGAGGCCAAAGAUUUCAUUUCUAAAUUAACAAUUAAAGAUCCAAAACAAAGAUUAGGAACAGCCAAAGUCGAUGAAGUCAAAAAUCAUCCAUGGUUUAAAGGAAUCAAUUGGGAAAAACUCUUGAAAAAAGAAAUUGAUACUCCUUUCAAACCCUAAAUCCAAGGUGAUGCUUGGAUUGAUAAUUUCGAUAAACAAUUUACAGCAGAAGAAGCUAUCAAUUCAUAUGCCCCUGAGAAUAAUCUAGUCAACCAAGAUGAAUUUAGAGAAUUUGACUAUUAUUAAAAAUGA
Messenger RNA from Paramecium tetraurelia, 1548 nucleotides. RefSeq lists its product as uncharacterized. The transcript is spliced from 3 exons. Gene Ontology annotation, molecular function: ATP binding; protein serine/threonine kinase activity; cytoskeletal motor activity. Gene Ontology annotation, cellular component: myosin complex. The record is from RefSeq and is a predicted model, not a curated record. Gene Ontology annotation, biological process: protein phosphorylation. NCBI's taxonomy places the organism in Eukaryota, Ciliophora, Oligohymenophorea, Peniculida, Parameciidae.